Podospora anserina S mat+ is the source of this 411-nucleotide messenger RNA. RefSeq lists its product as uncharacterized. Gene Ontology annotation, molecular function: carbon-sulfur lyase activity. Bases 1 to 411 code for a protein of 136 amino acids. The record is from RefSeq and is a predicted model, not a curated record. The transcript has 3 exons. Lineage: Eukaryota; Fungi; Ascomycota; Sordariomycetes; Sordariales; Podosporaceae.
AUGCCUCUCUCCGGACACUGCCUUUGCAAAGCCGUCACCUACAAGGUCGACAUUGACGCCCCUCUCCUCACUGGUUAUGACCACUGUGAUGAUUGCCAGCGUCAAUCGGGCUCUACCUACUCCCUUGUAGUCGUGGUUCCCAAGGACAAGCUUGAAGUCAAGGGACCCGUCAAGAAGUGGAAGGGCACUGCCGACUCCGGGAAUGCCGUCUGGCGUUGGUUCUGCGAGGAAUGCGGCUCUCCCAUUGCUCACGACCCCGAUGCCGCUCCCGAGAUCAUUGCCCUCAAGGGUGGCAGCUUGGAUACCGAGCUCAAGAAGGACUUGAAGCCUGACACCGAGAUCUGGACUGCCAGCAAGCUCCCCUUCUGCCAGGAGCACCUGGCGAAGCCUUUCGUGCACAUGCCCCAGUAA